Molecule: messenger RNA, 2745 nt
Organism: Argiope bruennichi
Lineage: Eukaryota; Metazoa; Arthropoda; Arachnida; Araneae; Araneidae
Product: transmembrane protein 268-like
Exons: 9
Coding region: 117-1517 (466 amino acids)
Source: RefSeq, a predicted model, not a curated record
CAAAACGAAAGCAUUCCUAAACGGUGACCGUAACUUAGUGUCAUUUGUAAAAAGUAGGAGGUGGAAGAAAAGUGCAUGAAUUUUUCUCAGGUGCCUGUCACAUAAAAUAAUUCAUCAUGGAUAAAACAUUAAGUACUUCCAAUAAAAGUCUAGACACUAACAGUACAGAUUCCAAUGCCAUCAUGACUGAAAGAGGACGGUCACCUGUUCAGUCGUGGGUUCGCUUUGAAGAUGAUUCGAAAAAAGAAGAUUCUGUUGCGACAAUUGUGCCAACACAAACUAUUCAAGUCGAUAGUGUUCUUAAUACUUCUCUUCACUUAUCUGAUAGUUUGAAUUCCUCUGAUAUGGAAAUGAGUAUAGAUUCAAAACAUGAAAGAUCUUCCUCGCCUCCCCAUUCUGGGUUUUCAACUGGUCGAACUUCACCGAAAAAUGCUAUACCUCCACCUCCUGCUCCCUCCAGACCAGUGAGGAAGACAACAUCUGAAGUAUUGCCGUCCAGUAGAAGUUCUUGUCCACCAGACUUUGCCCAGGACAAUGGGCAUAGUCACAUGCAGAAUAUACCUUUAUCUGAAACAGUAGUUAUUCAUCAAAGACCUAAUAAUCAUGGUAUUAGCCAAGGAUUCAGUAAUGGGGAUGUUAUAGUGACUUUACUUCCUGUAAACCAAAAGUGCCCCUGGAUUACAAAAGCACAAUUUAAACCAGAACUGGUUCCAGAGGAACUCAUGGCUCAAGGAUUGACUUUAACUGUUGAAGACUAUGUCAUGACAAUGCAGGUCCUUGUCAAUGAUGUUCGUUUUAAUUUAUACAAUGUUUGUUACAAAAGAGUCCUCAUUUUAUGGAUAAUGCUAGGAUUCGUUAUUCUUUUGUCACUGCUAUUUUCUGGUGUUCGAGGUUUAGCUUUAUUUGGAGGUGGAAUUGUGUGGUUGAUUAUAAAUGCUGUUGGAAUAUUUGUUUGCAUGUGGUUGAAGAUAAAACUUUAUAGAAUGUUAGAGCAGUGUAUGGCAAGUGUAAAUGCUUUGAUGUACAAGCAUCGUAUUUUAGUUGGUUUGGAUGACAGAGGGAAGAUAUCUUGCCAUAAAGUGAAUCUUAUAUUUGUGUACUUUGAUGUGAGUUAUUGCAUUAAAUACCUAAAGGAUAUGCUUGAGAAUGAGGAAAAGAUAAAUAUGCAGGAAGCUGCUGCAUCUGAACCAAAAGGAAAUCAAUCAUCUAUUGAUCAGUCCAGAAUGGAUAUCGAUACUUCAGAUAUCAUAAUCACUGGUAGUAAUACUACGCGUGUUUGUCAAAAGGAGAAAUAUGCUGAAAAACUCUUUGUGCGAUAUAGCCAAAGGUGGGUGAAGGAAUUUGUUAGAAAACGUUUGGAUUUGAGGUUACCAUUGCAUCCUGAUGGUACUCUUGAGACAGGACCUCCUGCUCCACCACGGCACUGUGCAACAGCUAGGUGUCCUUGCCAAUUCAUUGAGGAGCAUUUGCGUUUUAAACCUACUUCAAAAUGUAAUAUACGGGAGCUGUUUUCAUAAAAUUAUCAUACAAUGUUGAAAGGAAUUUUAUAUUGUAUAUUAUUUCACUGUUUGAGAUUUUAAAGUUAUGGAAUGUGUCUCAGGUGACUGACACAUUAUCUAAUCAAAAGUUGUUUUUUUUAUUCCAUUAAAGUUAUUAGUUGUAAAACAAAAUGUAUUUUGGGGUUGAGUUUAGUGGCACUUGCACUGCUUUAUACUGGCCAUGCUUGUUUGUUUUUCUAAAUAGAAUCCAUCUGAGCCUAUGAGAGGAUAUCAUCUGCAUUUAAAUAUGCAGAACAGUUUUUGUUUAAACAUUUUAAAUAAGAAUAUUUAUUGUUGUUUUUAAGAAAUGAAACCUUAGCAUUUACUUAAACUGCCUUUUUGGAAAGAAAUUGUAUUUCUUGAAGUUAUCUGGAGUAGGUGUGUGGGUAGACAAUUUAGUGAUUAAUCAAAUGGGGUUGUAAAUAUAGAUGUUUAUGUAGGUUGUGAUAUAUGCAUGGAUUUUAAUAUAAUGUUUAUGUAAUAUAUAUAUACAUUUAUUUUUAAUAUGUAAUGUACUUGUUUAUUCAAUUAAAAUUUGAAAUUUUAAUUUGAAAUAUCAAAAAUAACUCUAUUCUCAUUCAAUUUUGUAGAUUUAUUGAAAUAUUAGAGCUUUUCAAUUUGGCCCAUUAAAACAUAUAAAAAUUCUCUGAACGAAUAUUUUAUUAGAAGAUGUUGAAAAUGGAAAAAAUGUUAAAUAUAUAUUUUUUUAUAUAAUUGCAUUUUAAAUGAAGGACUGUUUAAUAUAAAUAAGAAUUUUAUUUUUAAGAAGGCAUUUAUGUUGAAAAAUAACAGUAUUUUUUAAAUAAAUGUAUGAAUUUUAGGAAGUCUGCCUUUAAAUAUUGAGCUUAUACAAAUCGUGGAUUAAUGAAUCUUAAUAUAUUUUUAUUCAUUUGUGUGUUAUUGCAGCUAUUCUACUCUUGCUUGGUAUUCAGUACAACAUAUUAAAGUUAUACUAAAAUUUUUGUGCUAUAGAAUUGAUGACAAAUAAGAAACCCUUAAAUAUAUUUUUAAAAGACAGAUGCUCGUAGAGAUAAUAGAAUCUUUCAUUUUUUCACUACUUAUAGACAUGUGAUAUAAUGAAAUUAGCUGCACAUACGUAAUUAGGAAUCAACAGCUUUUCAUGCAUUUCUUGAUAAUUAUUAUAAACUGCAUUUAAAUGUUUAUAUUUUAUUUUGAAAGUUAUUUUUAGGCAAAUGCAGUAUUAUUU